CCGUUCCCCAUUCCUCACCCCGUCGCAGCACUCUAAAUUUCAAAUGGCGACUAGCUAGUCGGAUCCAAGAGUUCGUCAUCGCCUUGGGAGUGGCCGGAUCAAAGUUUUCUUCACUCAGGGUUCCUCACGUACAGAACAUCCAUGGAAGAUACCAAGUCGCCGGAUAGUGAAGGCAAGGCCGAUCGCUUUCGCGUGAUGGAGCUCCGUUCCGGGCGUCGAGUCCGGCGCUCGCCGCCGCCACGUCGAGUCCGCUCCCGGCGUGCUCCAUGCGGAGGAGCUGAUGACCGCCUCAGCGCCCUCCCGGACGACAUGCUCCUCCUGGUCCUCGCGUGCCUGCGCCGCGCCCGCAGCGCCGCGCGCACCAGCAUCCUCUCCCGCUGCUGGCGAGACCUCUGGACCUGCCUCCCCGAUCUCACAUUCCGCGACGUCGCGCCCGCCAAGAUCGAAGCCGUGCUCGCCCGCUUGGCUUCUUCACCUUCGGUGCCCGCCAUGCUCGACAUCGAAAUCCCUCCAACCUACUGUGCCGAUGAUGGUCGCUUGAGCCAACUGCUCGACUCCGUGGUGAGGUUCUCGCAGCGGGAGCUCAUCUUCGGUUACCUAUUUGGCAUGUACUUGGAAGCAGACCUGCCCUGCUUCCCGCGUGCCACGUCAAUCGAGUUCAACUGUAACAACAAUAUCUGCUUCACACAGCUGCCGGCCGACGAGUUCUCGGCGCUGGAGAAGCUGUCCCUUGGGGGCGCCAGCAUCAUUGAUGUUGAUACCCUGGUCACCCGCUGCCCGCGCCUGCGCAUGCUCAGCGUCAGCGUGUCUACAUCUGACAUCAAGGUCCACUCGUUGUCGUUGCAGACGCUUCGUGUCAGUGGCUACCUGGUAUGCAUCAGUAACAUUGACAUGUUGACACCCAUGCUUAAGCAGUUGAAAUUGGACAUCCAAACCGACACGGACCUCAGCGUGUCCAUCUCGGCACCAAUGCUGAAGAAAGUUGAGUGGUUUCGCUCUUUUCGAGAGAUGAAUCUUCUCUUUGGUUUUUGGUAUCUGGAGAGCACGGACAUGAGGACAGCAGACAGCUUUGGACCGGGAGGUGGCGACUACUGGCGAAAUGAAGACUCUUCUGCUCAUCACCUCUGUUUGCUUAUAGUUGCGAGUGAGGUGGACUUGGCACAAGAGGUUGAGUUUGCACAGGAGAUGGAGAAGCUUCUGGUUAUCGACUUCUCUGUGUUGGAUCUAACUCUUCUAACGCGUGGGCAUGUUUUUGGAGCACUUAUGUGGCGUCUCCUUGGAUGGCAUCAGAUUUGCGCUGCUACGAAAAGGCUUCUAGUCCACUUAUCAUCCUGGUACCCGGAGAGAGAAGCAUGCCCAGCAAAUUGUCCUUGCGACGAGCCAAAGAAUUGGAGAUGCCAAAGUAUCUCCUUGAUGUGUCUUGAAGAAGUGCACAUCGACGGCUUCACCGGAGACGAUCAUGAAUGUGAUUUCUUGAAACUGAUAUUCAGAUCCUCGCCAAUGCUUAGCAAAGUGUCUCUGAAACUGGAACUUGAAUUUGGAGGUUGCACCAAGAAAAUCUACAACACUUUCCUAGCGUAUCCUGAUGUGGAGGGCUAUGUUUAUCUCGUCUCUGGUGAACUGGUUCCGCCACCAUCUGAUUAUCUAGCAUGCUUAUGAUGCAACAAGAUUGUUUCGUGUGAGGGGGAUACAAGACUAUAUUUUGUCAUCCUCAUCUCGUAUUUUGUUUUGGAGUGACAGAGAUGCAACUAUGUAAUCUUUAUCCUUACCUGGGCCUUGUCGGAGCCAAAAUUGAUGCAAUGACUUGGAAGAUGUUACCUAUAAAAUCUGAGACAUAUAUAUAG
Triticum urartu is the source of this 1844-nucleotide messenger RNA. RefSeq names its product putative F-box/FBD/LRR-repeat protein At1g22000. Gene Ontology annotation, molecular function: protein binding. NCBI's taxonomy places the organism in Eukaryota, Viridiplantae, Streptophyta, Magnoliopsida, Poales, Poaceae. The record is from RefSeq and is a predicted model, not a curated record.